Messenger RNA from Hydractinia symbiolongicarpus, 3925 nucleotides. RefSeq names its product ribosomal protein S6 kinase beta-1-like. The transcript has 18 exons. The coding region runs from base 142 to 2088 and encodes 648 amino acids. Gene Ontology annotation, molecular function: protein serine/threonine kinase activity; ATP binding. NCBI's taxonomy places the organism in Eukaryota, Metazoa, Cnidaria, Hydrozoa, Anthoathecata, Hydractiniidae. The record is from RefSeq and is a predicted model, not a curated record. Gene Ontology annotation, biological process: signal transduction; protein phosphorylation.
AUCAGAAUGUUUCCGAAGUGAUUCACCAAGCCAGAACAGACAGCGAAGAAAAAUAGUAGAUGAGCUUUAACUAUACAAGAUAAUAUAAUUGUUAUAAUACUUCUAUAUGGUAGAUUGACACUUAUUAACUGAUAAAAAGGGAUGACCACUGGAAUUUUUGAAAUUGAUGAUGAUUUUCACAAGGAUGUCGGACCCUCCAGUGAGGACGAAUAUGAGAUCACUGAUGAGAUCAAAGAGUUUGAAGAAAUGGACCAUGAUCAUUUGAUAGAAGAGAUGGGUUCAGAUGUAGAAAAAGUACCUAUAUGUCAGGAAGUUGUUAAUCCUAAGGAAAAGUUGGGCCCAUCUGACUUUGAAUUGUUAAAGGUUUUGGGUAAAGGAGGUUAUGGCAAGGUAUUUCAAGUUAAAAAACGAACUGGUAGAGAUGCUGGUAGUAUAUUUGCAAUGAAAGUGUUGAAAAAAGCUACCAUUGUAAGAAAUCAGAAAGAUACUGCGCAUACAAAAGCUGAAAGAAAUAUAUUAGAAGCAAUAAAGUUUCCGUUUAUUGUUGAUUUGCUGUAUGCUUUUCAAACUGGAGGAAAACUGUAUUUAAUCUUAGAAUAUUUGUCUGGUGGUGAAUUAUUUAUGCACUUAGAAAGAGAAGGUGUAUUUCUUGAGGAUACUGCAAGUUUUUACUUGGCCGAAAUCACACUUGCGUUACAGCAUCUACACACUGAAGGAAUUAUUUACAGAGAUUUAAAGCCAGAAAACAUUCUGCUAGAUUUAAAUGGACAUAUCAAGUUAACCGAUUUUGGACUCUGUAAAGAAUCGAUUUAUCAUACAGAUAUGACACACACAUUUUGUGGUACGAUAGAAUAUAUGGCACCUGAGAUAUUAACAAGACAUGGCCAUGGGAAAGCAGUUGAUUGGUGGAGCCUUGGUACUUUAAUGUACGACAUGUUAACUGGUGCUCCUCCAUUUUGUUCUGACAACAGAAAGAAAACAAUCGAUAAGAUAUUAAAAGGCAAACUGGUUCUGCCUCCUUACUUAACUGCAGAGUCAAGAGAUUUACUUCGAAAGCUACUAAAACGUCAUCCACAAAGUCGAUUAGGAGGUGGAAGUGAUGAUGCAGAGCCGAUAAAGGCACAUCCGUUUUUUCGUCAUUUAAAUUGGGAUGAAUUAUAUGCGAGAAAAGUGGAACCACCUUUCAAACCGUCUGUGACAAGUGAAGAGGAUGUCAGUCAAUUUGAUCAACGCUUCACAAAAGAAACACCUGUUGACUCUCCAUGCGACAACAUGUUGAGUGAGAGUGCAGAUAGAAUCUUUCAGGGUUUCACCUACGUCGCGCCUUCGAUGAUGGAGUCCCUGUCAAAACUCUCUUUCUCAGACUCGCAUGGAGCAAGAUCGUUUAGGUCACCUCGAAGAUCUAGAGCGCCUUCUAGUCCAAUGAGCCCAACCAAGGUUCAACACACUGGCCAAACACAUUUUGGGUUUGAGCUUAAUCGGUCAGCGGUGGGAAGUUCCAAAUUAAUCACAGAAGCCAAUACUCAACCUAAAUCAGGAAGCAAAGACGACAAGUUUUCGUUUAAGGAUUCGCCGAAGUCCUCAAUAGCUAUUACUGCACCUUCAGCUAUUAGUAAUACGCCACCACCGCAUAUCACACACGCAUCGAAUGCAGUAAAAAGUGCAAGCAAGUUUGACCAUUACUCGCCGGACAGAAAAUACUCCCACAAUAAUUCUAGUUUUGAUAUAAUUUCACCCAUACAGGCAAACUACAGUUCCGAACACUACGCCGACUCCGGUUAUUUUAACAAUGUCAACUAUGCAAAUUUUCAAUUUGAGAACAAAGAAGUCCCGGUUUCCACUUAUAGCAACCAACAUACAUCAUAUCCACUACCACAACAGCACCAAGCUCAUAACAUGAACAUGGAGUUAACUUUUAAUAACAGCUUCUUUGGACUGGCCGGACCAAUCCCCAGAACGUUGGGACCGGCUCCCUAUGAGGAUAGUAUGGAUGACAUUGAACCGUUUGAACUACUAUCACACUACGAUGUACCGCCGCAACAACAGCAACAAGAACAGAAUCCCAGAUAUCGGAUACCGUUGCUUUAGUCGAUAUAUUAUAUAGUUGCAUAUUUAUAUAUUAAUUUAGGUAUUUUUUUCAACUUAUAUUUAAAACACACGCAGAUAACGCAAGAUAACGCAAACGUUAUAAAUUUUACUUUUUGAAGAGAUUUGAAAGUUAAGUGUAUAGACAAUUCUCAAUCAGGCGGAAAUAAAUGGGUGAGAAAUAUAUCUGCGCAUGCGCGAUACUUUUCUGUGUGUGUUCCGUAAGAGUUAAAUUAUUUUUUGACAAAAUUUUUUUUUACAAAUUUGUUCUAACUUAAAAUAAAUUGAAAAAGCAUCUAGUUUACCUGUCUAAAUAUAAAUUAUCAAGAUUUUUUCAUAUAAUAAAUAUAAUUUUAUGGUAAUAAUUAAUGUAUACUAUACAACAACGAGUAAAUCUUAAGAUGUUAUUAUUUAUUAUCGAUUGAAAACUGUGAAAGGUUUGCCAUGGAAAUUUUAAACCUGGAAAUACUUUUAAAGAAGACGUUUUUGUAUUAAAGUUUUGGAAAACUUAGAAAUAGUUGGAAAAAAAGCGAGGAGGAGGUAAGAAAGUUUCAUGUGGUGUGGAGAGUAGUUAAAUCGCAAAAAUUUUAUUCGGAAGCUUUCCUUCUUAUACAAGUCACCAGCCAGCUUUAUUAUAUGUUACUGCCAGGCUUUUGACAGCUUUUAUAGUUGUAUCUGGGUAGUUUUUUAAAGCAAGGAAUGCAAGAAGUUGUGAUGACUACUUUAAACAAAAAGUCAUGCUGUUUUGUCUCAAACCUUUAACAUUGUAUUGUUUUUCUAAUUUUCAACCUAUCUGUCUUAUUAUAUCUUUUGUGUCUGUUUUUUUUAAAAAAUUUGUGUUUCAAAGAGCAAAAAGGAAAGAAAAGAAAAAUAAAAUUCAUAAGAAACUAAAAAUUUUCUCAAAGAAAAUCUUUUUCCAGGCUACAAACUUGUAUCAACACUAAUUUUACGGAAGUGUUACGCAAUCACAGGACGUGAUUGCGUAAUAUUUAGGUUACUUUCAAUUCUGAUUAGCUGAUUUUAUAUAUUGCAUAAUUUUAUUUUUUAACAGGUUAAACGCUGAAUAUUUACGAAAAUAUCUUCUUUGGAAGAUUGUUUAUUUCCCAAUCUCUAGUUCUUGCUACAUUGCGUUUUUUUAAUUGGACUAUUAACUGUAUACCUUGAGGGAAAGUUUUUUCGUGUGUUUUAGAAAUUUUCUGCAAAUCGAGCAAUCGCGAAAAAUCGAAAUCUCUUUAUUUCGCAAAAAGGUAUUAUUUUUCCUUUUCAUACUCCUUCUUUACCUCAAUAUUAAUUUUUUUAAAAAAACUUUCAAUUUUUUGACUGCGCAAGCUUCGCAAUUUCGUAAAACUCUUGUGUUAAAGCAAAGAAGAUUCAUUCUAGAACCUACUCUUUUAUCUCGUACCACCUUAAAUCCAAUUUCCAUUUAUUUUUAAUUUUUGUAAAACUAAGUGCUUUCAGAUUUUUUUUCUUCGAUAACGAUGAUAAAAAUCUUCUCUUUCUUCAGUUCUGAUGAGACUGCUGUAGAAAUGAGUUUAAAGAUGAUUGCGAAACAAAUUCUCUCCUUCUGCUCUCCAUCGGUACACGAACGGUCAAAGUUACAUUAGAUUGAAAAUAUAAUUUCACGAUUUCGAAUAUACGUGUAAGUCACUAAACCUUCAUCCUGUGUCGCAACUCCUUAAAAAACUUUUCUGGCAGUUUCCGAAUGUUUAAGAGAUUAUUUAUAAGUUUCUUUAUAUAUUUAAUUUAUGCGUCGUAUUUAUCGGAUAGAUGGUUUUUACUUAUUGUUUUAAAUCUAGGUUUUAUACGUAGCUAUAGUUAAAGUAGAGCAUGUUCUUAAAAA